Molecule: messenger RNA, 687 nt
Organism: Caenorhabditis elegans
Lineage: Eukaryota; Metazoa; Nematoda; Chromadorea; Rhabditida; Rhabditidae
Gene: K02A11.2
Product: SPOR domain-containing protein
Exons: 5
Coding region: 34-651 (205 amino acids)
Source: RefSeq, marked reviewed
CCCAAGAUUUAAAAAUUAGUAUUGCUUUUUAACAUGGAGGAUUUCUUACAACUUGUUGUGAAAUGUUUUCCAAUUGCAACAUUUAUAGUAUUCAUUACAUCAUGUACAAGUAAACCACAAAAAACCGAAACAAUUUCCUCGUCGCAGUCAGUGACAGAAUCAUCUGAAGAAUCUGAAAAAGAAGCAAUAAUCAUAGAAACGAAGAAUCCUUUGAUGCUCGAUGAUGUGAUUUCCGAAGACAGAAACGUCGCAUGUGGCAACCAGAAAGAUUCCAGCAAAUCAGCUGAAACUGCAGAAAAGAAAAAAGAAGAAUCGAAAGCAGAACAAGAAUUCAUUUUAGAUGAAACCAAUCCACAUUUUGCAUUUCUUCUUGCUGGAGAAAAUCGAGAUCAAGCUCAAACAUUUUUGCAUGGAAAAAUUGCAUAUGAGCAUUCGAAUGCAUUUCAGUGGGCAAUGAAGAAACGAUUGGCUUUUGAUGAAGGAUGCUGGAAGCACUUGAGCCGCAGAAUUGGAGCUAUUAGAGCAGAGGGAUUUGAAGUAAGAGUGAAUACGCGCCAAGCAAGGGAGAAUAAGCAAAAUGCUGAUCGUGAAACGAAAAUCGAUGCAGUAUUCAAUAAAUAUGCAAGGGGAAAAAAGAAGAGUGGAGAGUGAACGAAUAUAUUGUUUAUCCAAAAUGAAUAUUUAUAU